This is a messenger RNA of Haliotis rufescens (red abalone), 1835 nucleotides long. Its product is annotated as feline leukemia virus subgroup C receptor-related protein 2-like. Lineage: Eukaryota; Metazoa; Mollusca; Gastropoda; Lepetellida; Haliotidae. Gene Ontology annotation, biological process: transmembrane transport; heme export. The coding region runs from base 212 to 1750 and encodes 512 amino acids. The transcript has 11 exons. Gene Ontology annotation, molecular function: heme binding; heme transmembrane transporter activity. Gene Ontology annotation, cellular component: membrane. The record is from RefSeq and is a predicted model, not a curated record.
AGUCGUUCAGCGGUUCCUCGCGGUCCGAUCAAUACCUCCCGUUAAUCCAAGACCCUAGGUCAAGGCGACCUUAUGCUGCCAAAAUGGCGGCACGAGAGCGCGGAGUCUGCACACGACUGGCGAUUUUGAGUGAGAGAGAGGUCAGGAGUGGGUACUGGUUAAAGUGAUCAGUUGGAUCUGAUGCACAGCCAUUGUGGGAGGGACAGUGUGUAUGAAUACACAUAUUCUACAGCGCAACAUGGGCCAGUCUUCCAGGAAACUUCCUUCCACAGAUGCCGGUGAAAAUGGAAGUGCGAACCUCCUUCCAACGACCCCUACUUCCCCCACUACACCCACUACCCCCGGCCUAUCGGACCACCUACAGCCAACAGAGGACCAACCACAGGUCUAUCGGACCCGAUGGCUGAUGUUAGCGUUGUUUAGUAUCUACAGCUUCAGUAGCGCCUUUCAAUGGAUCCACCUCAACAUCAUCGCCAACGUCAUUCUCCGUUUCUACAACGAGAGCCUCCCAGAAGACGUCUUCCAGAGAGAAACCGCCAUAGAUUGGUUGUCGAUGUUGUACAUGCUGGCAUACAUUGUUCUCGUCAUCCCGGCCACGUGGGUCUUGGACAAGAAAGGCCUACGUAUAUGUCACAUUCUUGGGUCCCUACUGAACGCGAUUGGGGCCUGGAUUAAGUGUGCCAGUGUCAGUGGGGACAGGUUUGCUGUGCUUAUGUUUGCACAGACGAUGUGUGCUUGUGCCCAGAUGUGGGUUAUAGGAAUCCCUGCACGACUGGCAGCUGUGUGGUUCGGGCCUAAUGAAGUGUCCACAGCAACGUCUAUAGGUGUAUUUGGAAACCAGGUGGGUGUGGCAGCAGGAUUCCUACUACCCCCAGAAAUAGUCCCCAACUCCGACAAUCUAGACGAUGUAGCUAGAAAUCUCAGUAUAAUGUUCUAUGGGACCGCCGCCUUUACGACGCUUCUCUUCAUCAUUAUAGUAAUAGUACUGAAGGACGCACCGCCCAAGCCCCCGAGUCGGGCGCAGAUGUUGGCCGUGGAAGCUUCUAAAAACGAGGACUACCUUUCAUCCCUGGCAAGACUGCUCAAGAACCCGGGGUUCAUUAUGCUUACGAUAUCCUACGGUAUCAAUACUGGGUCUUACUAUGCUAUAUCAACGUUGCUUAAUGCUGUAGUUCUAUACUAUUUUGAGGGUCAGGAACAGAACGCGGGUCGUAUUGGUCUCACCAUCGUCCUGGCGGGGGUGCUGGGGUCAGUGGUGGCUGGAAUAUGGCUCGACAAGACAAAGACUUUCAAGGGCACCUCGCUAGCAAUCUACAUACUGUCUAUGGUGGGGAUGGUUGUAUUUACAUUCACCAUGAACUUGAGUCAUAUCUGGAUCGUGUUUCUAACAGCUGGGUCAUUAGGUUUUUUCAUGACGGGUUAUCUGCCAGUGGGAUUUGAGUUUGCAGCAGAAAUUACAUUCCCUGAAGGAGAAGGCACCUCGUCUGGUCUUCUCAACGCAUCAGCUCAGUUUUUUGGCAUCAUCUUUACGAUCGGGAUGAGGGCAAUGAUGAACCGCUUUGGUGUGCUCGCUGGCAACUGUACUCUGGCUGUGGCGCUAUUGGUCGGGAGCAUUAUGACUGCAUUUAUCAAAGCGGAUUACAGGCGGCAGAAGGCAGGACAAGAGUAUUUCGCCAAAUUGGACAACAUUGAGAUUGAAGUUCGCGAAAACAACGAAGAGGGCGACAUUGAACUAGCACAGGACAUGUAGGCACUUUCAACAAGGCAACUUCCUGGAGCAUUUAGUCUGUGUGCUCUCGAAAUCAAAAUGACAUUAAAUCGGAUAUCUUGCUGUU